This is a messenger RNA of Mycotypha africana, 613 nucleotides long. RefSeq lists its product as uncharacterized. Bases 89 to 613 code for a protein of 174 amino acids. The record is from RefSeq and is a predicted model, not a curated record. Lineage: Eukaryota; Fungi; Mucoromycota; Mucoromycetes; Mucorales; Mycotyphaceae. The transcript is spliced from 4 exons.
GGGCUUGAUCCAGUGAUAUGGGUGCGAAUAUUGUUGAGUAUAAAUUAGGGGCAGGAUAGCUUCACAGAUUCACUUUGGUAACAAGAAAAUGAUAAAAUGUAGAGUCAACAUUGCUAAUUGUCCUGUUCUCAUUGUGAAAAUGAAGGCCAACCUUGACAUAGUUAGAAAACUUAUGUUACGGAAAGUUAUGAACUUCCCUAUUAUUUCAAAUGUAAAAAGAAUCAUUGAACAGAAAAAUCUUGCCAUUCUCCGGUACUUUCGAACAAGAAAGUCUUUCCGAAAAAAUGUACUACUUGUCUCAUUACUGUAUACAGCGCCUUAUUAUGUGAACAACUUUCCAAUUGUCACUUUGCUGAGCUUCAUAGUGAUUAGCGCAGUUUUACAACUUCAUACGGAGCUGUUAGGUUGUCCUGCACAUUGGAAAAUCCCUGUAUUUGCUGUUAAGAAAUUUCGGGCGAAUAACGCUCUUCUUCUCUUCCUGCUGAAGGUGUCUACAAUUGAUCAAAUUGUCAUCGAUCGCUUUUUGAUCUUUCCUAUAUCAGUUGCAAGCAGUGCGCUUAAGCAUCUACUUCUGUGUUGCCUGAGAGAUGACAAAGCUUUUUCGUUAAACUAA